GAACUCAGAGAGUGGGCCGUUAAAGAAAUUUAUUGGAUCUUUGAGAGAGGUAAAACCCUGGGGGAAGGAAUUGUGCGCUACUCUCGGAACAGUUUCUCCCAAAAUUCCUGGUCUGAAUUCGGCAAAUUAGUCAGAAUAUGGAUGCCAAAGCCAAGAACAAGGCGCUGUUUCGUGCCAAAUUGAACGCCCAGAAGAAGGAAAAGCGCAUCAACUCUCCUCUUGUACGGUACAAUGAUUCUGACCAGCCUUUAUGCAAGAUUUGUGACUGUGUUUUGAGAUCUGAAUCUGUUUGGGACGCACAUCAACUCUCUCGUAAACAUAAAGAGGCAAUAAUUAAUCUCAGAGCUGCAGCAGGCGGAUCAAAUCGAGUAAAUAUUGCAACCACUGAAGCCCAUCCAGAAUUGUUUAAACCUAAUGAUGUAUCUUUGGAGCUGGAGGACCCUAAACCCGAGUUGCUUAGACCUCAAAUGUCUUCUGGUCUUCCUCCGGGUUUUUUCGAUAACCAGCCACAAAAGCAAAGUACAGGUUCGGACUCUUACUCAUCAGUGGAGACUGAUUCAUACAAAAGGAUGCAGAACAGAAGUAUUGAGCCUUCUGGGGACUUUACACAGGCAGCAUCACAGAGUGCCAGUUCACAAGCUAAGCAAACAAAAGGAGCUCUUCCUGAAGGCUUCUUUGAUAACAAGGAAGCUGACUUAUCUGCACGGGGAAUCAAGAUUGUUAAGCCAGAUGUCAAAGAUGAGUACAAAGAAUUUGAGAAGUUGAUCCAAGAGGACUUGAAGGAGGUUGACAAUCGUUUAGAAGAAGAGGAGAUUGAUGCUGCUGAAAUGAUAGAAGAAGCUGAAUCAGUGGAGCAAAAAACAUAUAGGGAGAAAGUGAAAUUGAUGAGAAAGAAGAGAAUGGAGUUGAAGGCUGCCAAUGCUGCCAAGCGUAGAAAAGCUUCGGAUUUUGUCAAAAAAGAGGAGCCCAGUCAUGAAGAGUCAUCUAGUGAUGGUGACAGUGACGAGAAUUUUGCAGUGGACUGGAGAGCUCAACAUUUGUAAAUUUUGUGGAAAAAAUUCUCCUGCGAGUUCAGUUCUGGACAUGUUCAGACCAUCAAACAUGUAAUGUGCCAAGUGAUGUGUUUUGGAAUCCUGUUGGCAAAAAAUGGAAGCCUUGCAGCUUCGGGAAUUGAGCAGCUAAUUGUAACAUUUUAGGCCAGCAUACACUAUUCAGUAGGCCAUCAUGUUUUUCUAGGCGACAUACUUGUAGCAAGGUUAGAGAUUGAAUUUUUCUUUUGUCUAGCCCUAUUAAAUAGAGUUGUAGAAUGGAUACCCUAGCCAUCUCUGGUUUCCCAGACCGGAAUAGAGAACUCUUUCGAGUUUGUAUAGUAUUCUACAACCUAAGCGGCGAAUCCAUGUGGUAUCCAAUCGGUUUGGUUGUGGGCGAACCUCCUGAACUAUAUGCAUGAAAUCUUAUAUGCAGGUUUUUGACAAUCUUUACAUUACAACUUUCUCUUUUUGAGAAUAAGAAGUCUCUCUUCUUCACAAAAGAGUUUUUC
Messenger RNA from Fragaria vesca subsp. vesca, 1540 nucleotides. Its product is annotated as zinc finger protein 830-like. The transcript has 8 exons. Gene Ontology annotation, molecular function: nucleic acid binding; zinc ion binding. Gene Ontology annotation, cellular component: spliceosomal complex; nucleus. Lineage: Eukaryota; Viridiplantae; Streptophyta; Magnoliopsida; Rosales; Rosaceae. The coding region runs from base 138 to 1043 and encodes 301 amino acids. The record is from RefSeq and is a predicted model, not a curated record. Gene Ontology annotation, biological process: mitotic DNA replication checkpoint signaling; nuclear DNA replication; mitotic DNA damage checkpoint signaling.